AUGUCCUAAGCUUGCACAAGCUCCACUUGACCCUGGGCGAUUUGCGGUGGAGGUGCUCGUUGUGAUAUUUCGAGCAUUGGGUGCAUAACUUACACCGUGAUGGAAGAGCUUACUUGUGCAUCUCUCUAUUUCAUCGAAAAAUACAAAACUGCACCGCAAGAAGAUGGGGGAGUAAUCAUCGAAGAAUUUCUGGAUCAGCAGCUUGGUGCUGAAUAUAACCUGGACGUUACUUUUUCACCUGAGUGGGAAUGGUUCAAUGUCAGCAGGCCCCUUGAAUAUGCAUCUGACUUGGAUGACAAGCUUGUAGUGCUUGAUUUUUUCACCUACUGCUGCAUCAACUGUCUUCAUGUCUUGCCAUCACUUCACCAGCUGGAAAGAGAUCACUCCAUUGAAGAUGGCCUUGUUAUUGUCGGCGUCCACUCGGCCAAGUUCGAGAACGAGCGCGUGUCGUCCAACAUCGCGGCGGCGCUGCAGCGGUACGACAUCGCCCACCCAGUGGUCAACGACGCCCAGCUGGUGCUCUGGCGGCGGCUGGAGAUCGCCUGCUGGCCCACGCUGGUCAUCCUCGGUCCGGGCUGCCGACCCCUGCUGCUGCUGGUCGGGGAGGGCCACUCGGCUCUGCUGGGCCGGUUCGUCUCGGCUGCGCUGCGCCGUCUACGCGGCCGGCUGGGCUCCGGCAGCCUGCCGCUGGCGCCGGCCGCCCGGCCGCCCGUCGCCCGCCCACUCCGCUUCCCCGGCAAGCUGUGCCGGCUGGACGCGCGCCGGCUGGUGCUCAGCGACUCCGGCCACCAUCGCCUGCUGGUCACCGACAACAGCGGCGCCGUGCUGCACGUGAUCGGUGGUCCAACCGCCGGCUUCCUUGACGGCAAACUGGGCGAGUCCAAGUUCAGCAGUCCGCAGGGGGUGGCCGCAGACGGCGACGUCAUCUACGUGGCGGACACGGAGAACCACGCCAUCAGAAAGGUGGACCUGCAGGCGGGCCUGGUGGAGACGCUGGCCGGCACCGGUCAACGGGGCGACGACCUGGAGGGCGGCGGCGUCGGCAGGGCGCAGGUGCUCGCCUCGCCCUGGGACCUCUGUCUGGUCGGUGACCGGCUCUACCUGGCCAUGGCCGGCUCGCACCAGAUCUGGGCCUUGUUCCUCCGCGACGGCACGCUGUUCGGCAAGCGCCCCUGCCCGGCGGGCACCUGUCUUCGUGUGGCCGGCUCGGGCCAGGAGGAGAACCGGAACAACUCGUACCCGCAGCGAGCGGCAUUCGCGCAGCCCUCGGGCCUGACGUGGGACGCGGCCGGCGCGCGCCUCCUGGUGGCCGACAGCGAGAGCUCCAGUGUGCGCCAGGUGGCGCUGGCCGACGGCGCCGUGCGGGCCGUGGUCGGCGGCGCUCGGGACCCCACGAACCUGUUCGAGUUCGGCGACGUGGACUCGGCGGAGGGCCCCGCGCGGCUGCAGCACCCGCUGGGCGUGGCCUGGAGCGCCGCCGACGCCGCCCUCUACGUGGCCGACACGUACAACCACAAGCUGAAGCUGGUGCUGGCUGACGGACGGGGUUUCAGCUGCCGCACGCUGGCCGGCUCGAGCCGCGGAGACCAGACUGGACCGCUGCUGGAGGCCCAGUUUAACGAACCGGGCGGCCUGCUGGCGGAGCCCGCCGGCGAUCAGCUGCUGGUGGCCGACACAAACAACCACUGCAUCAAGCGGGUGGACCUGGCGGCCGGCACCGUCGACGAGCUUGAUGUCCGGAUGACGCGGGAUUCACCAGAUCGGCCUACCCAGGCUGUCACAUCGUCCGCAACGGUGCGAUCAGCCGGUGGCGCCAUCUCUUUAAGUCUAGAGGUACUGCUGUCUGGUGUGUCCCUGACAGAAGGCGCUCCGCACAGCUGGCGACUGGACCAGUUACCCUCCGGCUGGUCGGCAGCGCCACCCGGCCCGUUCUCUGUACCGCUGACUGUGCAGCUGCACGCGCCGCCGCUGCGCUCGGGGGACGCCGUCCGACUCCGCCUGCACGCACAGCUCUUCCUGUGCUCGCCGGCCGGCCUGUGCUUCCCGCGCGAGCUGACGUUCGAGCUGCUGGUGGAGGCCAGGCCGUCCACGCGAGUAUUUUAUUACAGCUACGGCUAG
Messenger RNA from Pollicipes pollicipes, 2118 nucleotides. Its product is annotated as NHL repeat-containing protein 2. Gene Ontology annotation, molecular function: protein binding. Bases 100 to 2118 code for a protein of 672 amino acids. The record is from RefSeq and is a predicted model, not a curated record. The transcript is spliced from 12 exons. Lineage: Eukaryota; Metazoa; Arthropoda; Thecostraca; Pollicipedomorpha; Pollicipedidae.